Heterobilharzia americana is the source of this 3949-nucleotide messenger RNA. The record is from the annotation of a GenBank genome assembly. NCBI's taxonomy places the organism in Eukaryota, Metazoa, Platyhelminthes, Trematoda, Strigeidida, Schistosomatidae.
GGCGCGGGGGUCAACCCAAGGACAUGGAAAGCAGCAAUAAUCGGGAAGACGAUGAGGUAGAACAGCUUGUGCUCGUUGAAGAACCGCUUGACUUAGUAAGGUUGAGUUUAGACGAAAAGAUAUACGUGAAAAUGAAACGUAACAGGGAGUUGCGUGGUGUAUUGCAUGCUUUUGACUCGCAUCUAAACAUGAUCUUGGGAAAUGUAGAAGAAACGGUAACUACAUUAGAAAUAGAUGAAGAAACGUAUGAAGAAGUUUACAAGGUAACUCAAUUAAUUAUUAAAUAUAAUACUUGUAUUUUAGACAACAAAGCGCACAAUACCCAUGCUUUUCAUUCGAGGUGAUGGUGUUAUUCUGGUCUCACCACCACAAAAGGAAUAACUCUUGUAUAAAAUAUUUUCUUACAUCAUAUCCCACUUUUUUAUGUUCACAAAUACAAGAUUUUCUUUGACGUCAUGUUUCGCGACCACCAUCCUUCUAAACGCUGAGACAAAAUCAACGUGGAGCCCCGCACAUAAGUGCAUUAGUCCAAGUUGCCGCACUGCAAAACACCAUGCAAAGAACAAGUGAAUAGAAAAAGACUAAUAUCAAAGUAAACAAGGGUGUAUAGAGGGUGAAGGUUAGGGAAAAUACCCAAAUGUAAGAAUACAUCGACUGAACCACAGUCAGUUGGCGUGUAGGCAGAGAUUAUGAAUAGGCAUCGACAAGCCCCACAACUCUCCCAUCCACCCAGAAAGUACUGACGGCUGUUAACUAGUAUUCAGUAGAGAGAAACACUUUCCGCUCUGCAACAUAAUGCUAUUGUUACACCAACGAGAAUUGGUUAUUGAGUCUCCGGACAUUCGUAAUGCGGAUUUUGAAAAUUCACUGCAUUGGUCGAGUGAAUAGCCACACUCGGAUGCUGUAUGUGUGUCUCAGGAACACAAUAUGCAUCUAUAGCUCGAGAUUUCAGAGUUCUGGUGAUGGAUUCUUUUUGUCCGAUUUGGUGCCGGGUCCGAACUUUGAGAGCUACAUUGUGAUACCAACAGCGGGGUCCAAGUAGAUGAGGAAUGCUUUUUAGAAAUGCUUGGACCGUUAACAAUGGUUUCAGCAUAAGAAGUUGUAAGAGGCUGAAUACUGAUAUCAUCAAGUGAAGACAAGGAACGAGAUAAAGGGAAAGCGGCCUCAGGAUUUCUGGCUGUGAAAAACACGUUAUUCCCAUCGAACCCCGUUCGAGCUAGCAGUACGCCUUUGGACACCCACCAUAGCAGUUUAUGCGAGAGUAACUUCUUUGUCUUACCACCAUCCUACAAACCUCAAGGAAUAAACGUCCCAACACCGUAGCUCGCUGCGUCAUUGUGAUAUGCAAGCCCGACCAUCACAUCAAGGUAGCAACUACCUACCAGACCCUUAGCAACGAGGUAUCCGUAACAAGUUAACGGAACUUAAUCCUUUUGGUGUAAGUGGAUAUAAAAUCUCCCAAUAACCAGUUAUAAAUUACCAUGUAGCUGAGAGCUUGUGAAUGUCGUUACAAUUGCCAGAUGGAGUACAGUAGGAAAGAGCUAUUGCGACGAGGCAAAUAAUGUAAUUUCCCCUAUGUGCUGAUUAGGAAUGGAAGAGUUACGAGAAGUUAUCACAAUCGUUUUAAAGGUCCAUUAGAUAUUGAAUUUGUCGAAAGAAGGCUGUUGAUUUAUGUGCAAUAUGCACCUAUGAGUUACAUCCUUUAAUCCGCCAGAUUUUAUCUCAGUAACACUGCUGAUUACAGCAAGUCUCCAACGUAAUCUGUACGGCAUUUAAACUAUCACCGCUUCCAGAAGUUAAAUAUAUAUUUCACGCAGCUCCAGUGAUUACAGCCAACGCUAGAUUUCCUAUACCCUCAAAGUUAUUUUCUAUUUGAAGCGUGAUGAAUAGCCAGUUUUGAGUCAUACAGUACCGUUUAGUUGCUCUUUAUGGGAACUGUAAGUAGGAUACAUAGGACAUUUCACAUUGUAUCUAGGUGCAGUAGACCGAACGCACUAUACUCUAGUGUAGUUUCAUGUGCGCACCAGUUUCCGAAACCUAGGUUCAAGGUUUCCUGUCAAUAGCCUCCAAACACCUAUCAAUGUGCACCGUGAUGCUGAGCCUCAGCUUGGUGGCUACAUUACAAAACUGGUCGAUAGAAUUCGGUCGGAAAUGAAUAUGAAACCAGUUUUUCUGGAGAUCAAUCAAUUAAAUGCCAUAUACGUUGAUCUCUCGCAUAGUCAGUGAUAUCUUUAUGUUCAAUUGCCAAAUGUUUUCCUUUUCAUAUCGAUGAUUUGCUACAAAUUUAAAAAUGGAAGUGUAGAUUUACAUAACGAGCUCCGGAAACAAGCACCGCGCACACUAUACUAAUAUCACAGAGGUUACACAUUUGAACAACCUAUCAUCGGGGUGCACAAGACGUCUAGAUUGCCCACUGUGUCGGCAAACAACUUUGGGGAAAUAAAAGCAAAAAAUGUAGCACUUCAAAAAAGAGAUGUUCGACAGUCUGUCGGAUACUUUCAAGAUAAAACAGGGCUGCAUCCACAGUAGCAUGGCUGUUUUAGAAUUUUAAGGGAAUGAGAACAAAUGAUUCAGCGAAGAGACAAGAUGUUCCAUUGUGUGUGAUGUACCAAUCCUAAUUUCAAUAGUGAUCUAGCUGCUAGCAUCCUAAUGAGACAUCCAAGUUCCUUGAAGAGAACACCUUGUAGCAAUUAUUAUAGUAAUGUCCCAUAGUUACCCUCUACUUAGCAAAGGUCUGGAAGACGAGAUCUUCAUUCUGGCUACCUCUGUGUAAAGCAGUCCACCUGCUUCCGUGGAGCUGGGUAUAUUAACUGAUCACGGUUCCUGUUCCGAAGGGUUCAAAAAAACAACAACCUCGGCUACAGCGGAUAUUUGAGAAGUGCGAUAACGGGACAUCUUGUCGACACACCGUUCAAUUUCAACGAUCACCUCUUCUAAAGUGGAAGGUAACUUUCCGGAUUUGGCGCAUACCCGCCUCCUUUGUAUUGCUGAAGCCUUACCAAUUCAGAUAGGAAAGCUGGAGCUCUGCAAGUAAAAGAGACUUGUUCACUCCUUGCUCCUUUCAUACCACUGAUCCCUAGUGUUUCAAAAUGCCCUCCCCCAAUAACUCGUCAUCCCAUCCGUUUUUACAUACUAUCAACUAUCCUCGUUUCUAUACGCACCCUGAUGACAAUUCACUGAUUAAAUAUUUUAUCAUAUUACUCAACUUAAUCAUCUUUACUUCAUUUCUAUGCUACAUUGGACAAUACUCUUCAAUCUAAGCAAACCUGCAUUUCUGUGUCAUGACUUAACUUUGCCUGUUAUUAUGCCUUUUGACUACUUCCCAACAUUCAUAAACAUUUAGACGAAAAUGAUACUUUGGUUUUUCAUAUUUAUAUCAUCUUGCUUGUUGCUAUGCUUAACUAACCACUUCCAUACAUGAAACAAACUCAACCAGAAUUUUUUAUAUAAAUGAGAUUGUACAGCGAAGUCUUUUCGCUGAACCAUUUGUUUUCAUACUUAUUUCUUAUAUGCUUUAGAAAUGUAAUCUGGUCAGAACCCAUACAAUAGGUUGAUGCUACAUACUAGUUUACAAACCUGGAUUUACGCAUCUCUGUAAAAAAGAGUGCAUGAUGGAAUAAGGUAUACCAUAAUCCUAUAAUUGCAUAUGUAACCCAGUCAGAAGAGGCUAGAGCUAUGACUAUUUGGUGUGGGCAUUCGACUUCCAUUUAAUAGGUCACGCGUUCGAAACCAUAACCUGUAAACUGACCCGCUAGGUAGUUUGAUUAGCUAUCAAGCAAUAGACGUGGUCCACUGCAUGUUGUCGCUGGGCGUAUUUGGAUUUUCGGCACUAUGAAUCAUUUCUUACAUAAAAAUGAUGUCAGUAGGAACCUCAAGUGUAAUGUGAAAAAACUUGGGUACUACAAAGAUUGUUCCAACUCAAUGUCCAGAACGUGUCUCAUUAUCUGUG